AUGGCUCGACGAUCCCAGAGCUACUGGGCGAUUGCCAUCGGCAUGAUCGCCUGGAGUCUUCUCCUCUUCAGCCCACUUGCCUUCGUUUCCGGCGCCCAAGCCCAGGAUGUGGAGGACUUCGGCACGGUCAUUGGUAUCGAUUUGGGAACUACAUACUCUUGCGUUGGUGUAAUGCAAAAGGGCAAAGUUGAAAUUCUUGUCAACGACCAAGGAAACCGUAUCACACCCUCAUAUGUCGCCUUUACCGAAGACGAACGAUUAGUCGGAGAUGCCGCUAAACAACAAGCCGCCAACAACCCCCUUAACACCAUUUAUGACGUCAAGCGAUUCAUCGGCCGCAAGUGGAACGAGAAGACCCUCCAGGCUGACCUCAAGCACUUCCCUUACAAGGUCCUCGAGAAGGAUGGCAAGCCUGUGGUUCAAGUCGAUGUCCACGGCUCGCCCAAAAAGUUCACACCUGAAGAGAUCUCUGCCGUUAUCCUCGGCAAGAUGAAGGAGGUCGCUGAGUCGUAUCUCGGUAAGAAGGUCACCCACGCCGUCGUUACUGUCCCUGCCUACUUCAACGACAACCAGAGACAGGCCACUAAGGACGCCGGUAUUAUCGCUGGCCUUAACGUUCUGCGUAUUGUCAACGAACCUACCGCCGCCGCUAUUGCCUACGGUCUAGACAAGACCGAUGGUGAGCGUCACAUUAUUGUGUAUGAUCUUGGUGGUGGUACUUUCGAUGUCUCCCUUCUAUCUAUCGAUGAGGGUGUUUUCGAAGUGCUUGCUACCGCUGGUGACACCCAUCUUGGUGGUGAAGAUUUCGAUCAGAGAAUCAUCAACUUCUGGGCCAAGAACUACAACAAGAAGAACUCUGUCGACAUCACCAAGGACGCCAAGGCCAUGGGCAAACUCAAGCGUGAGGCCGAAAAGGCCAAGAGAACCCUCUCUUCCCAGAAGACCGCUCGUAUUGAGAUCGAGUCCUUCUUUGAGGGCAAAGACUUCACCGAGACCUUGACCCGAGCCAAGUUCGAAGAACUCAACAUCGAUCUCUUCAAGCGAACUCUGAAGCCCGUGAAGCAGGUUCUUGACGACGCCAAGAUGACUAAGGAUCAGGUUGACGACAUUGUUCUGGUCGGUGGUUCAACCCGUAUUCCCAAGGUCCAGGAACUUCUUGAGGAGUUCUUCGGCGGUAAGCAGGCUAGCAAGGGUAUUAACCCCGAUGAGGCCGUUGCCUUUGGUGCCGCUGUUCAGGCUGGUGUUCUAUCUGGCGAGGAGGGUACCACGGAAGUUGUUCUUAUGGAUGUGAACCCCCUGACUUUGGGCAUUGAAACCACUGGUGGUGUCAUGACGAAGCUUAUCCCUCGUAACACUGCUAUCCCCACCCGCAAGAGCCAGAUCUUCUCCACUGCCGCCGACAACCAACCCGUUGUCCUGAUCCAAGUUUUCGAAGGCGAGCGAUCCAUGACCAAGGAUAACAACCUGCUCGGCAAAUUCGAAUUGACCAACAUCCCCCCUGCACCUCGUGGUGUUCCUCAGAUUGAAGUCUCCUUUGAGCUUGACGCCAACGGCAUCCUGAAGGUAUCGGCCUCGGACAAGGGAACGGGCAAGACUGAGACAAUUACUAUCACCAAUGACAAGGGUCGUCUCACCCAGGAUGAGAUUGAGCGCAUGGUUGCCGAGGCUGAGAAGUAUGCCGAGGAAGACAAGGCCACCCGUGAGCGUAUUGAAGCCCGAAACGGCUUGGAGAACUACGCUUUCAACCUAAAGAACCAGGUCAACGACGAGGACGGUCUUGGUGGCAAGAUCGAUGAGGACGAGAAGGAGACACUUCUCGAUGCCAUUAAGGAGACCACUGACUGGCUGGAGGAGAACGCCGCUACGGCUUCCACAGAGGACUUUGAGGAGCAGAAGGAGAAACUCUCAGGCGUCGCCUACCCCAUCACAUCCAAGAUGUACCAGGGUGCCGGUGGCUCAGAAGACGAUGAUGACUUCGAUGGCCACGAUGAGUUGUAA
Molecule: messenger RNA, 1998 nt
Organism: Xylaria bambusicola
Lineage: Eukaryota; Fungi; Ascomycota; Sordariomycetes; Xylariales; Xylariaceae
Product: heat shock protein 70 family
Exons: 4
Coding region: 1-1998 (665 amino acids)
Biological process (GO): endoplasmic reticulum unfolded protein response; protein refolding; cellular response to unfolded protein
Cellular component (GO): membrane; endoplasmic reticulum chaperone complex; cytoplasm
Molecular function (GO): ATP-dependent protein folding chaperone; misfolded protein binding; heat shock protein binding
Source: RefSeq, a predicted model, not a curated record